AUGGAAGUUGACGAUCUCACUGAAGAACAAAGCAAUGCUUUAUCUCGCUUUCGAGAAUUUACACAUAUUGAUUCGGUUGAAACGUGUCGUCAAUAUUUAGCUGCACAUGAUUGGGACGUUGAACGUGCAAUAGAAACUGCAUUAAUAUCUAAUUCUGAUUUACCAUUAAAUACUAAUGACGAUAAUGAUGAUGAUGAUGAUGAUCAUAGAAUAACAACGGAUCAAAUACCAUCAGCACCACCUAUGCCUGAAGCAAUUCCAAAUCAAUAUAUCCCUCAAAGACCUGUAUCAAAUACAUUAGCUAAUGAUCAUUCUACACAAAAUCCUAUUUUACGUAUAUUGCACAUACCAUUAUCAUUUUUAUAUGCUUUUUAUCGUCAAAUUGAACCAUUUAUACCUUGGCCAGUCAUUCAUUUUUUUACUUCCUUCCUUCGAUCAUUAUUCUUUGGUGGUAGAACUGUCGAUCCAAUAACAGAAAUUACCGAUUAUUGUACUUACUUUGAUAAUCAAUAUGGAGCAAGACAUCCAGCUUUUUAUCGCGGAACACUUUCACAAGCACUUCGAGAUGCACAACGCGAAGUUCGUCUAGUAUUUAUUUAUUUACAUGAGAAAAAUUCACCUUUAUGUGAUCGAUUUAGCAGAGAAGUACUUUGUGAAGAUGCUCUACGAUCGACUAUAGGUGAUAAUCUUUUAUGGAGUGCAAGUCGAGAUACACAAGAAGGGGCACAAGUUAGUCGUUUAUUACACACAAAUUCCUUUCCUUGUUUUUGUAUUAUUGCACAUCGUGGUUCACAACAAACUGUUCAACUUAAACUUGACCGAUACACUGAUGCUGAUGAAUUUUUGGCUGAAGUUAUCAAUGGUGUACAACAUGCUGAUCAAACAUUGCAAUUUAAUCGUGAAAGACAAAAUUCACGAAAUUCUCGAGAUCGUCUCUUAGAAGAACAAAAUGCUGCUUAUUUAGAUUCAGUUCGUGCUGAUGAAGAAAAAGCUAAACAACGUUUACAAGAAGAAAAUGAACGCCGAAAAUUAGAAGAAGAUCAACGACGUUUACAAGAAGAACAACAAAAAAAACUUCAAGAAUUUGUUGAUUUUCGUAAUCGUAUAAAGCAAGCCUUCCCUGAUGAACCAUCAUCAACCGAACCAGAUAUAAUUCAAGUAUCAAUACGUUUACCAGCUAGUGAACCUAUUCGUCGUUGUUUUCGUCGUACUGAUCCCGCCAAACUUUUAUUUGAAUUUGCUUGGACAAAUUCAAAUGUACCCGAUCAAUUUGAAUUAUUAUGGGGUUAUCCACGUAAACGUUAUCAAUACGAACAGAUAGGUGAUAAACUUAUAAGUGAUGUUAUGACAGGCAAAACCGAAACGUGUUAUCUUGAACAGAUUGAUGAAGAAAAUAAUUAA
Messenger RNA from Adineta steineri, 1401 nucleotides. The record is from the annotation of a GenBank genome assembly. NCBI's taxonomy places the organism in Eukaryota, Metazoa, Rotifera, Eurotatoria, Adinetida, Adinetidae.